CGCCUCCUCAUCCUCAGCCAAGUCCAAACCAAACCAACGAAUCCUCUUCCUUCUGCUGCCUGCGUGAUCAGCAGUCAACAACCCACCCAUCUUCCAGCGCGCUCGAUCGAUCAUCAGCAGCUAGCUAGCUAGCCAUGGUUGCCGCCGCCAUGCAGGCCCUCUUUGACCAGACCGAGCUCUCCCUCUCCCUCGCCCUGCCCACCGCCACGGCGCUGAGGAAGGAGGACUACCUCUCCAUCUGCCUCGCCGCGCUCGCCGCCACCGGCAAGGGCGGGCAGCCGCAGCAGGCCAGCGCGUGGCUCCCGGCCCCCGCGCCGGCGCAGGAGCUGCGCUUCAGCUGCGCGGUCUGCGGGAAGGCCUUCGCGUCGUACCAGGCGCUCGGCGGGCACAAGUCCAGCCACCGCAAGCCGCCCACCGGAGAGCGCUGCGUCGUUGCGCAGGCGUCCGCGGGUGCUGGGUCGGAGGCGAGCGCGGCGGCGUCCUCGGGCGGGAGCAGCGGCGGCCCGCACCAGUGCACCGUCUGCGGGCGGGGCUUCGCCACCGGGCAGGCGCUCGGCGGCCACAAGCGCUGCCACUACUGGGACGGCACCUCCGUGUCCAUGUCCAUGUCCGUCUCCGUGUCGGCGUCGUCCGCCGCGCUGAGGAACUUCGACCUGAACCUGCUGCCCAUGCCGGAGAACGCCGGGAUGAAGAGGUGGGCCGAGGAGGAGGAGGUGCAGAGCCCUCUGCCCACCAAGAAGAUGAGGCUUUUGCUGUAAAAAAGACGGAGAGAUGGCCAGUGCUAGCUCAACCGUCCCUUGAUUGAUUCAUUGAUUUGUUGAAUUCGAUUAGGUAUCACCUUCAUUUGUUCAUCCUUUGUUGUAUUUAUUACAAAGACGCAAAGAAAAUGAAAAGUACGGGCUUAAUUA
This is a messenger RNA of Hordeum vulgare subsp. vulgare (domesticated barley), 908 nucleotides long. Its product is annotated as zinc finger protein 36-like. Gene Ontology annotation, molecular function: DNA-binding transcription factor activity. The coding region runs from base 135 to 758 and encodes 207 amino acids. The record is from RefSeq and is a predicted model, not a curated record. Lineage: Eukaryota; Viridiplantae; Streptophyta; Magnoliopsida; Poales; Poaceae. The transcript has a single exon.